Portunus trituberculatus (swimming crab) is the source of this 2552-nucleotide messenger RNA. RefSeq names its product T-cell leukemia homeobox protein 2-like. The coding region runs from base 178 to 1413 and encodes 411 amino acids. Gene Ontology annotation, cellular component: nucleus. Lineage: Eukaryota; Metazoa; Arthropoda; Malacostraca; Decapoda; Portunidae. Gene Ontology annotation, biological process: regulation of transcription by RNA polymerase II; animal organ development. The record is from RefSeq and is a predicted model, not a curated record. The transcript is spliced from 4 exons. Gene Ontology annotation, molecular function: RNA polymerase II cis-regulatory region sequence-specific DNA binding; DNA-binding transcription factor activity, RNA polymerase II-specific.
CUUGUAGUGAAGGUAAAUCUUGUUAUGUCGGUUGUGAUUUUAAUGGUGUCCUAAGCGCGGCCGCAUGCCAAGAUGGGAGCGUGUCGCAGCCCCAAGAGGACAUUGGUAAUGGAGAAUACAGAUUAGACGGGUGUGAGCGGCUGCCACGGCGAGAGUGAGAGCGAGAGAGUAGCCAGGAUGACCGCCAUGUCGGCGGAGGAGCGCCAGCACGAGGACCUGUGCGGCGGCGGGGCGCUGAGUCGCGAGGCCUCGCCCGCCCCGGCGCGCCCUGCCCGCGCCGGCUCCCCGCUCGACCUAAGCCGGGAGGAGGCCCUGCACGCCCACGCCCACGUCCGCCACGGUGACGCCCGCAGCCCCAAGGGCGGCCAUGGGCGGCUCUCCUUCAGUAUCUCGUCGCUCUUGGAGUCAUCGGGGCGCGCGGCGGCGCUCCGCCACCGCCUGCUGGAGGAGGCCAGCGAGGAGGAGCGGGAGAGCGAAGGAUAUGGCGGCGGCCGCAGUGAAAGGGACAGUGAAAGGGGCGAGAGGGACAGUGAGAGGGGCAGUGACCGGGGGGAUCGGGAAGAGCGAGAUGGGGACGACCGCGAGAGGCUGAGCUGCGGCGGCAGCGAGCCUGAAGGCGAGGGUGACGAUGAGGAGGGCGAUGCGCGUCCCUUCCAGCCCUUCACCUACACCCACAUGCCCUUCAUGGGCGCAGGCGGUCUGCUGCCGCCCUUUAACCUGGUGCCGCCCAUGAGCGCUGCCGCGGCCGCCGUAGCAGCGGGCCUUGGGUCGCAAGCGACACUGGCGCCCAUGGGCGGACCAGGCAGCGUCAUCCGCGUGCCAGCACACCGGCCCUCCAUGGGCGGUGCAGGGCCUGGCGGCGCCCUGGGAGCCAUGCUGCCACACAUGGGCGGCGCGCCUCUUCCCUGGUUAGCGGGACUCACGCCCCUGGAACGGACGGCAGCCAUGGCGCACCACUUGUCGGCCCUGGCGCCAAUCACAGGUCCCUUUGGAUUCCCUCGGCGGAUCGGUCACCCCUACCAGUCCCGGACACCCCCUAAGAGGAAGAAACCCCGCACCUCCUUCACCAGAGUACAGGUGAACGAGCUGGAGAAGAGGUUCAACAAGCAGAAGUACCUGGCGUCCAGCGAGAGAGCCCAGCUGGCCAAGCAACUCAAGAUGACGGACGCGCAGGUCAAGACGUGGUUUCAGAAUCGUAGGACAAAGUGGAGGAAAUCUAAUUCGUGUUUCCCCGACAGGCGCCAGGAGGCCGAGGACCGCGAGCAGGAACGGAACGCCACCAACCGCCUCAUGCUGGGGAUCUCUCCUGAAGGAUCCGCCAAGCCCCUGUACCCGAGCUCCGACGACUCCUCCCUCACCCCCCUGCCUUCAGUCCAGGUCCAGAACGCCAGUCCGACCCUCCCCGCGGUGUGAGGGGCGCGUGGAGGGGCCGGAGGGGUGACGCAGAGAAAACCCCUCGGCGAGCAUUAAUAGAAUUUCAGCCUCAGAGCAAGACUUGGUUCACUCCCCUCACUGGUGUCCUCCUCCGCCCUCCCUCCACUCCCACUCCCGCCUCUGCCUCACCCUACCGCGGAAGAGAGGAGAGGAGGAAAGGAGGAGAAGAAAGAGGGGAGAGAGUGAGGCGCUCUUAGGAUGCAAGCUCUCUUGAAGGUCACUCGGCGAAGGAUUCCAACGUGGUGUGGAGACGAGAGCCGAGAAGGACACCUGGGAGACUCCCUUAGUAGCGUUAGGUGGAGAGGAUUAUACGUGGCGGCGGCGGGACUCGUUGUGUGCUGCCCCGGACACGGUAACAGGACAGUGAAGGCAUGUAGGUGUGUGUGCUGUGUACCACCGUCGCCCAGUGUGUUACCGAGUGAUGACUUACUGUGAACGGAAGAGCGACGAGUGACGCGCUACGGAGAAGUGACGAGUAGCAGAAGUGAGUGUUAGAGUGACAUGAGCCUGUAGUGAGCGCCGGACAGUAUAAGUGAGCUCAUUUAAGGUUCUGCUAUAGACAAUACAAAUCGUUCUCAGUUCCCGUGUUUUUAGCGAAAUAUUCAAUCCUGUUCCAACACGCGCCUUACUCAAACUUUCGCUCCUUUCUUUGGAUUAACGACUCAUAGUGAUUAUUUUCGACUCCCUGUUAAUUUCCCCAGCAUUAAACUAGACGUGUAACUCCGGUGGUGUUGCUAGGAGGUGGCAAUCCUCUGUAGAGCGGCUAUGGGGGAUGUGAGUGUAUAUAGACAGUAUUGAACCCUCUUUAGCAACCCUCCUCCUCUCUACCCUUGUGCCCAUCCCUCUCCCCCUCUCCCCCUCCUCCCGCACCCUGUUCAAGGAUACGCGAAAAAACAGACGCUAGUUGUCACUUCUGAUCCACAAAGAAAAAAAUAUAUAGCCAUAACAAAGAAAACAGAUUUAUUACCACUUAAAAAAGUAAAUGUAUCAAUAAAUUAUAAGUAAAAUAGAGGAAAACCUUCAAUUUAUGGGGAAAAAAGAACAAUCCGAAUUAUUUUUACCCGGAAAACACACAGCAAAAAAAAAAAUUAAAUAAAUAAAAAAAACAAAUAAAAAAA